AUGGCUCAACCAUGUCAAGACAGUGCGGCGGCCUUCGACCGUAUCGAGAAGAGCAUUUGGGACCUGGCAAACAGCGCUGACAAAGAGCAACGUUCGCAACGCUCAAUAGUCCGAUGGACUUGGUCUCGUAUUAAGCAAGACGCUUGGAUUGCAAGUGAUAAGGCGAUAUUCCUGGCCACGGAGCUGGCCAAGGUGUUCAUGCCCGCCUACGUCUGUAGCGUGUACGUUCGGAGGGACCCAAGCUGGCAGGCAGUUAACAGCAGCUUCGCGCCCAUGGCCUUGGAGAUGAUCAGGUUAAGCAAUGCUGGCUCUGUCCUGACGUUAUCCCUCAUCCCAAACGGCGUCAUCUACACUAUGGUGCCGCUCAAGGGCUCCACUCCAGACGACGACCCAAAUUGGAGAGCCAUCGGAAAGGACUGGCUGCAAGACAAGUUCAAUGAGGACAAGGUGCUGCACGCCAUCGACACCUCAGACCUCACCAUUAUCGGGCCGUACAACCUGACUCAAGGUGGUAUCGGGCUCGUCGCCAUGUUGUCCAUUCGCAUACCCAACGCAUCGCCCAAUGACACCUUCAACAUCCCAACCUACGUCCACGGGAAUCUCGGGAGCUGGCAGAAGCCUCCCCGCCAGCAGGACGGCCCCAACACCACCGACACGCCCUUCGCGCCGUACAUGUACAACUAUAGUACGGGCAGCAAGUGGUGGGGCCUGACCACAGUGCUCAUCUCCUGGGACAUCCUGCGCGAGCGGGUGAUGAGGCUUCAGGAACUGGAGGGCCUUGGCUACCGUUACGUGUUGUCGAGACCGGCGCUGCAGAAGGAGCUGCUACGAGCGAAGCUAGACAUGGGCAAUGGCAGUCACGAAUUGGCGGUAGCGUGGAGCGCCAAUGUGCAGUCCGUGGGCCCUGAUGCCACCAACAACAAUGCCAAGCCCACUCGUCCUGGGGAGGCUCGACCGCUGAUCUAUUACGACCUGCACAAGAAAUUAAGCAAGCCCGCUGAGGCACGGAUUUCUGUGGAGGGUGCUGAGAUGACCCUCUUCCUGGAGCCUGCAGCGGGCUGGGCACCCGAGUGGCGCAAUCCGCUGCUGGCGGUGGUUGCGGUGGGGUCGCUGCUCGUGGCCGCCAUGCUCUUCACGAUACUGGUCAACCGGAGGCAACACCUGGGACUGCUGCAUGCCAUGAUUCCCAAAAAGGUUAUCAGCACCAUCCGGCGAGGCGACAUCUUCACCGAGUCGUUUGAUUGCGUCACCAUCCUCUUCUCGGAUAUUGUGUCGUACACCAGCAUGAGUGCACAGAUGGCUCCCAUUGAGGUCGUACAGAUGCUGGACGAGCUGUACAAAGAGUACGAUAACCUGACGGAGAAGCACAAGCUGUACAAGGUGGAGACAAUCGGAGGCGAGCUUUUGCGCCAGGAAGGGGGACAGAUAACAAAGAUUACCUUGGCAGGCAGAAAACAAAACAAAACAGAGCGUGUCUAUGCCUUCAUGGUGGUGGGCGGCGCACCCGACCCCAUGGCCCCGCAUGAGGCCGCCCGGCGGGUUGCCCAAAUGGCCCUGGACAUGGUGGAGCUCACUCGGACACGCGUCCUCUCAGGGGGGCAGGUCCUUCGAAUCCGUGUGGGUAUUCAUUCAGGCCCCGUUGUGGCGGCCGUGGUGGGGCGCAAGAUGCCCCGGUACUGCCUGUUCGGAGAUACGGUCAAUACAGCAAACCGAAUGGAGUCAAACGGCAGCCCCAUGCGAAUCCAUGUCAGCGCCGCCACCGCGAAUUUGCUGCAGCAGGCGGCAGGUUUCGUACUGGAGGCGCGUGGAGACGUUCCUAUUAAGGGCAAGGGAUCCAUGUCCACGUUCUGGGUUACGAGCUCAGCGGGGAACCUUGCAGCUCCACAGCCCUCCCUGGGGCCAUCCCUCAGCGGCCCCAUGCCGGACGACACAACGAACCGGAACACACCUCCCCAGCAACCGCCGUCGUCGUACUUCCCACAAGACCCGGCGGUGGCCUUGCCGUCUGCUCGGGACAAUGCGGGACAGGGUCAGGUCCAGUUGGCGGCCGCCUGUCUGAAGCAGCAGCUGUUGUUUGAAGAGCGAGCUGACGGUGGUGGCAGUGGCAGAGGCGUUGGCGUUGUCGGAGCCGGCAAUGCAGCGACAUCGCCGCCGUUGCUGCUGGUACGGCCCCUUCCGUCAACAUCGCGCCUGAGCGCCCUGGCCGUACGACUUAGAGAUCCGGAGAACUCCCUGGACAGCGGCGGCGGCGGCAAGUGCGCCCCUCGUGUGUUCAUCUCAGCCAAGGCCAUGGCUUGGACGGCGGGGAGUCCGGCUCACCUGACAACUCGUGCUCCGGACGCGGAGGAGGAGGCGUACGACUGCUGUCCAGCAGCACACUUUGCAUUUCAGGCGGCCAGGUACUGCCCGCCGUUGCCUCUGAAAGCGGCGUCGCCUGAUCGGACCGCAGUACGGCAUGCAGCUAAUUGUACGGCAACGCCCAUCGACCGAAUACUAAAAACGUUAGACGCGCAUGUGGCAAGAUGGAUGUGCAAACGGAUGAUAAACGGAUGA
This is a messenger RNA of Volvox carteri f. nagariensis, 2553 nucleotides long. It is a transcript of the gene cyc3, whose product is annotated as guanylyl and adenylyl cyclase family member. The transcript has 20 exons. The record is from RefSeq and is a predicted model, not a curated record. NCBI's taxonomy places the organism in Eukaryota, Viridiplantae, Chlorophyta, Chlorophyceae, Chlamydomonadales, Volvocaceae. Gene Ontology annotation, molecular function: peptide receptor activity; guanylate cyclase activity. Gene Ontology annotation, biological process: intracellular signal transduction; cGMP biosynthetic process; receptor guanylyl cyclase signaling pathway. Bases 1 to 2553 code for a protein of 850 amino acids.